Molecule: messenger RNA, 2943 nt
Organism: Alternaria hordeiaustralica
Lineage: Eukaryota; Fungi; Ascomycota; Dothideomycetes; Pleosporales; Pleosporaceae
Exons: 10
Coding region: 1-2943 (980 amino acids)
Biological process (GO): transmembrane transport
Cellular component (GO): membrane
Molecular function (GO): transmembrane transporter activity
Source: RefSeq, a predicted model, not a curated record
AUGUCGAAACGCGAAGAGAAGACCCCCGAACCUGUGGAGGGCGUCACGGAUUUGGAACGCGUGGUCACUGCCACACACCAAGCGGCGGAUGAUGCAGAGAAAGAGAAUGGGCUUGUGGCUGUGGAUACAUCGGCUUCUGAGCGCUUGCCGUUUUCGAAAGCACGGUGUGUGGCGCUUGUUACGACGAUUGCUGCGGCGCCGUUUUUGAGCACCAUGGCGGUUCAAGCAUCGGUUAUCAUUUUACCUACUAUCGGGGAGGAAUUGGAUAUCCCAGUUAGUCGUCAGCAGUGGAUUAUCUCCGCGUACAACCUUACAUUUGGCUGCUUCCUGCUACUAUGGGGCCGUCUAGCAGACGUCUACGGCCGACGAAUGAUCUUCCUCUGGGGCUCCGCAGCCUUCACCCUCACAUCAAUAGUAACGCCCUUCAUCCCCAAUGAAAUCGGCUUCGACAUCUUCCGCGGUCUUCAGGGUCUCGCCGCCGCCGCCAUGGCACCAACUGCUCUCGGCAUCCUCGCAUCUACCUUCCCACCCGGAAAGACCAAAGAUAUUGCUUUUGGAUGUUUUGGCGCCGGAGCGCCACUUGGCGGCGUGUUGGGCAACAUCUUCGGUGGUGUCGUGGGCGAGUUUCUGGAUUGGCAGUGGGUGUUCUGGCUGUUUGGGAUUAUUGCGGGGAUUUCUACGGUUGCGAGCUACUUCGUUAUCCCGAUUCCGCCGUUGGGGCCUGAACCCGUGUUGCGCAACACGGUGGAUUGGAUCGGCGGAUCGCUCAUCACCAUCGGUCUCGUCAUCCUCGUAUUCGCACUCUCCGAGGGCAACGUCGUGGGCUGGAGUACGCCAUGGGUGCCCGUUCUCAUCGUGCUCUCACUAAUCAUCAUCGCCGCAUUCGGCUUCUGGCAGCACUACCUCGAGCACAAGACAGAAAGACGGCCGUUGAUGAAGAUGAGUAUCUUCAAAAACGGCAAGUUCACUGCUGCCAAUGUGCUCAUGGCGCUGUUCUUCUCGUCCUUCAACAACUACCUCAUCUUCGCAACCUACUGGUUUCAGGACUACCAAGGCCUUUCCGUUAUCCAAACCACGCUGCGUUUUCUACCGAAUGGCAUCACGGGGAUUCUGGUGGCUACGAUUACGGGGCAGAUUCUGUCGCGUGUGCCGGGCGAUUAUAUACUCACGUUUAGUACUAUCUGUGUGAGUAUAUCCUCCUUACUUUUCGCAAUUCCCAUUCCGGUGCAUACGACGUAUUGGGCAUACGGCUUCCCGGCUAUGGUACUCUGUGUCUCGGGUGCGGAUACCAUCUUCCCUGUUCUCACGUUGUUUGUCGCUAAGACGCUGCCGGCGGAGGAUGCUUCGCUGGGAGGGGCGCUUAUUACGGCUACGGCUGUUGUGGCUAGGGAGAAGGGGUUAAGUGUGGAUCAGAUUGGUGGUGAAGGUCAUAAGACGGUGCCUUGGGAUGAUGCGCUCAAGGUGGGUAUUAGGACGACGGCUUGGUUUAACUUUGUCUGGGCGAACGUAACGAUGGCAUCGGAGAAGAAUGAUGCACCCGCCGCAUCGACCUCUUCCGCGAGCGAUGUGGAAAUCGUCCCAGGCACCAUCAACGAAAAGAAGUUACUCAGGACAUUGGAUCUAAGACUCCUACCCGCGGUGUCAAUCUUGUAUCUGCUCAGCUUUCUUGAUCGCAGCAAUGUCGCCAACGCACGUAUCGAAGGCCUGACAACCGACCUAGGCAUGACAGGCAACCAAUACCUCACCGGCCUAACCCUCUACUUCAUCGGCUACGUCCUCUUCGAAAUACCGUGCAACAUCGUUCUCAAACGUACAACGCCGAAGUUCUGGUUGCCUACGCUUACGGUGGUGUGGGGUGUUGUGGCUACGCUGAUGGGGGUUACGCAGAACCUGUCUGGCUUUUUUGCGGUGCGCUUCUUCUUGGGGAUGGCUGAGUCUGGGCUGUUUCCUGGUGUGGUGUAUUAUUUGAGUAUGUGGUAUAAGCGCAAUGAGCGCCAGUAUCGCAUUUCGCUGUUUUUUAGCUGCGCGAGUCUUGCGGGGGCUUUUGGUGGUAUCCUAGCAUACGGAAUCGCGCAUAUGCGUAACGAAGGUCUGCUCACAAUCAUCAUCGGAAUCAUCGCGUACUGGUUCAUUUCAAACUACCCUGCCACCGUCAGCUGGCUCAGCAAAGAAGAAAGAGCGUUCGUGCAAGCGCGUCUCAAAGCCGACAGCGACGCGACGAACGACGAAGCAUUUUCUUGGGCUGAGGUGUUGCUCGCGGCAAAAGACAUCAAAAUCUGGCUCUACGCUUUUGCCUUCCACACCAUGAGUCUCCCACUAUACACUCUAUCCCUCUUCCUACCAACAAUCAUCCGCGACAUGGGCUACACAUCCGCCCAAUCCCAACUCCUCACCAUCCCCCCCUACGCCGUCGCAACCCUCUUCACAAUCUUCUGGGCCAUCCUCUCCGAACGCUACGCCCGCCGCGCCCUCUUCAUCCUGACCACCUCCACCGUCGCAAUCAUCGGCUACAUCAUCCUCCUCGCCAACACAGAUCCCAAAGCACGCCCAGGCGUGUCUUACGUAGGAACCUUCUUUGCGGCUAUCGGCAUCUACCCUUCCGUCGCCUUGGUCCUCUGCUGGCCCGCUAUCAACGUUAGUGGGCAGACGAAGCGCGCAACGGCGAAUGCCAUGCAGAUUAGCAUUGGGAAUUUGGGGGCGGUGCUGGGGACGCAGUUGUAUCGCGCGAAUUCGGGGCCGAGAUAUGUGCUUGGGCAUAGUUUUGCGCUGGGGUAUUUGUGUUUGAAUCUAGUGGUUGUGGGGGUGUUGUGGGUAUUGUUGAAGAGGGAAAAUGCGGAGAAAGAGAGGGUGUUGGUAGAGAGGCCGCAGACGGGCGGGUUUCAUGAUAGUGUUGAGGAUGUUAAGAUGGGGGAUCGGCAUCCGAGGUGGAGGUUUCAGGUUUGA